AUGCUGGUGCUCAUCCUCGAGGCGGAUGCUCACGUCGAUGCAAGGCUGUUAGAAUCACUGCGAGAGACAUGUAAUUCCUCCUCCGGCGACGGCCUUUCUCUUGCAGAGCUGCAACCUUUGAUUGUGCCGCAGUACCAGCAGAUCAUGGAGCAAGAGGCACAGAGGGCACAACUGGUGUCAUUGGUAGAGCAGGAUGGGUGUGACAACAUCACUCAGGGCAGCCAGGGCGCUAGAGCCAAGCUUUGCCAAAAGUCCAAGAGCAAAACCGAAAGGCCAAUCCAACAUCAUGGAUCGGAGAUGUUGCCCAUCACUCAUAUCAGCUCAUUCAUGGGGAGCAUGCUUCAGCUCUGCCUGCAGUUUUGUGCCUUGCAGGCCAGCAUGUCGAGGUCUUUGCUGCGAAGCACCGGAGUGACCUCUCAGGGGCCCAAAGCUGUGGAAAAGCCCUUGCUCACACCGCUGCACGCCACCCUGUCGGAUCCCAAGCUCAAGUGUCGAGAGGUGUCUUGGAAGUCUGCAGACAGGGGGUGGAUUUGUGCCAAGAGGUGGUGCGACCGAGAGUUCUACCUCCUCUUGGAUGGGACAAGUACGUCUUUGUCACGUUGUCAGGAGGAGUGUGCAAGGUUUGCAUCCAUCCACUUCAGCAGCAUCUUCAUGAUGUGA
This is a messenger RNA of Durusdinium trenchii, 660 nucleotides long. The record is from the annotation of a GenBank genome assembly. NCBI's taxonomy places the organism in Eukaryota, Dinophyceae, Suessiales, Symbiodiniaceae.